UUAGUGUGGCCAGUAGCCACCCAACACCACUGCCGUCUCUCUUUAAAUCAACUGAAACUUGUGCCCUUAAUUGCAUCUUUGUCUCUGGAGCCCUCUCCAAUUUCCUCUGUCAAAUCCUCCCAUAGUCUCUCUGAAAAAAUGAGCUGGUGGUGGGCUGGUGCUGUUGGAGCUGCAAGGAAAACGCUGGGGGAAGAUGGUGCACCUGCUUCCAAGAAUUUCCAGAGUGUGGCCCUUGUGGCGGGAGUCACGGGCAUAAUUGGCAACAGCUUGGCCGAAAUCCUCCCCCUCUCCGACACCCCGGGUGGUCCAUGGAAGGUUUACGGGGUGGCGCGACGCCCCCGGCCGUCCUGGAGCCUAGACCACCCGGUGCAAUACAUCCAGUGUGAUGUCCUCAACGCUGAUGACGCUCGGGCCAAGCUCUCUCCCCUCACUGACGUCACCCACAUCUUCUGGGUAACCUGGGCUAAUCGGCCAUCCGAGGCAGAGUGCAUACAAGUCAAUGAUGCCAUGUUCUUGAACGUCCUAAAUGCCGUUGUCCCAAACGCACCAAACCUGACCCAUAUUUGUCUUCAGACAGGCCACAAGCACUACAUCGGACCCUUCGAAUCCUUGGGAAAAAUCAAGCCCCACGAAACUCCAUUCGUCGAGGAUGUUCCCAGACUCCCCGUCCCCAACUUUUACUACAGCCUGGAAGACAUAUUGUUCGAAACUUGCAAGAAGAAGCAAGGACUAACAUGGUCAGUCCACAGGGCUGCGGCGAUAUUUGGCUUUUCCCCGUAUAGCAUGAUGAAUGUGAUUGGCACAAUCUGCGUUUACGCUGCAAUCUGCAAGCACGAAAAGGUGCCCUUUAAAUUUCCAGGCACAAAAGCGGCCUGGAAUUGCUAUUCGGUGGCAUCAGACGCUGAUUUGAUCGCGGAGCACCAGAUUUGGGCGGCCGUGGAUCCCUACGCAAAGAACGAAGCUUUCAACUGCAGCAACGGGGAUUUGUUCAAGUGGAGGCAAAUGUGGAAAGUGCUGGCGGAGGAAUUCGAGUUGGAGUACGUGGAAGUUGAUGAGAAUGAGGAAUUCGUGAGCAUGAGUGAGUGGAUGAAGGACAAAGGACCGGUGUGGGAUGAGAUUGUGAAGAAGAAUCAGCUGACUCCUACGAAAUUGGAGGAGGUGACGACUUGUUGGUUUGCUGAUGUGAUUUUCAGUGGAGAGUGUAUGUUGGAUAGCAUGAACAAGAGUAAAGAACAUGGGUUCUUGGGGUUCAGGAACACUACAAAAUCUGUCAUUUCUGUGAUUGACAAGAUGAGAGCUCACAAAAUUGUUCCAAUUUCGCCGAGGAAAUGUGUGGAGAACGGAGGACAAAAAGAAUACAACAGUGCAGCUCUAAUUAUAGGAAUCACUGGAAUUGUUGGCAGCAGCUUAGCUGAAAUGCUGUUGCUCCAUGAUACCCCUGGCAAUCCCUGGAAGGUCUAUGGUGUGGCUCGCCGCCCUCGUCCCACCUGGUUAUCCGACAAACGACUCAACUACAUCCAAUGCGACAUCUCCAAUUCUAGAGAAACCAUUUCCAAGCUCUCCCCUCUCAUCGACAUCACUCACAUUUUCUAUGUAUGUUGGGUUGGGUCGGAGGACUGUGAUUUAAAUGGUUCCAUGUUCAGGAACGUCCUGAGAGUCGUCAUCCCCAAUGCUCCAAAUCUCCAGCACGUUUGUCUCCAGACAGGUAUCAAAUACUACCUUGGAGUGUUCGACGAACGAUACAAGCAAGAACCUCAUGAGUCGCCUUUCACUGAGGACCUGCCUAGACUGCCCAUACCAAAUUUCUACUAUGACCUGGAGGACAUUCUUGAAGAAGAAACCAAGGCCAAGCUUGGUUUGACGUGGUCCGCCCAUCGACCUGCUCUGGUUUUCGGGUUCUCCCCUUGUAGCAUGAUGAACAUGGUCAGCACCAUCUCCGUUUAUGCUACCAUUUGCAAGCACGAGAACAAGCCCUUGGUGUAUCCUGGAAGCGACUUCUCCUGGGAUUGUUACUAUGAUGUUGUGGACGCGGAUUUACUAGCUGAGCAACAGAUAUGGGCAUCGAUGGAGCCCAAGGCCAAGAACCAAGCUUUCAAUUGUAGCAAUGGAGAUGUCUUCAAGUGGAAACACAUCUGGAAAAUAUUGGCAGAGCAGUUUGGGUUAGAAAUGGUUGGAUACAGAAAAGGGCAGAAGGAAACAAGCAUGGCAGAAUUGAUGAAGGGGAAGGAGCCGGUGUGGGAUGAGAUUGUGAAGAAGCACAAACUGGUGCCUACAAAGCUGAAUGAUAUUGCAGCAUUUUGGCUUGCAGAUGUGGUGUUCUAUUCGGAUAAUCGAGUGAGCUGUAUGAACAAGAGCAAGGAGCUUGGAUUCUUGAGAUUCAAGGACUCGACAAAGUCAUUCCUCGACAGCAUUGAGAAAAUGAGAGCUUACGGAUUUAUCCCUUAA
Coffea eugenioides is the source of this 2445-nucleotide messenger RNA. Its product is annotated as iridoid synthase CYC2-like. Lineage: Eukaryota; Viridiplantae; Streptophyta; Magnoliopsida; Gentianales; Rubiaceae. The coding region runs from base 139 to 2445 and encodes 768 amino acids. The record is from RefSeq and is a predicted model, not a curated record. The transcript has 3 exons.